Messenger RNA from Menidia menidia (Atlantic silverside), 3497 nucleotides. Lineage: Eukaryota; Metazoa; Chordata; Actinopteri; Atheriniformes; Atherinopsidae. The record is from the annotation of a GenBank genome assembly.
CUGUCUCUCCUCCAUAGUGGGGGUUUCCCCGCACUAAAUGACUGCGGAUUUUUAAUUUAUUUUUAUUUUUUUUUAUAUCCGCAGCACUUCUCCGAGCUCCUCGACGACCUCUCCCAGGAUGCCCUGCUGGGCCAGCUGCUCAGCGACCCCUUCCUGUCGGGGGGGCGAGGCGAAUCGGAAGCCAUGGAGGGCGAGGACGGCGGCGAGCUGUCCCCGUCGUCCCCUCUCCCGCCGCACAUCACCGCCGAGCACAGCUACUCGCUGUGCGGCGACAGCCGGCCUCAGUCGCCCCUCUCACACCUGACCGGGGAGCACGGCAGCGAGGCCGCAGAGUCGGACGGGGAUUCGGCCGACUGGGUCAUGGAGCAGGAGGAGGCCAUUGAGGGCCUUCUGUGUGACACCCCCUCUCUCCUCCCCACCCUGUCCCUUUCUCUGGGGGCCACCGAGGGGCCCCGAGCACCCGAGGCCCCGGGUGUGGCCCCCGCCACACCCGCCGUGGCUGCAGCCCCGACGGCAGCCGGCACCAGCCACCAAGGCAAAGCCGUGAAGGUAAAGGAGGAGAACAUCAUCCCGCAGAUUAAACUUGAGCCUCACGAAGUGGAUCAGUUCCUGAACCUGUCAACCAAAGGUCGGGAGUCCCUGCAGAUGCCCCCCACGCCCCCCAGCUCCCACGGCAGCGACUCUGAGGGCAGCCAGAGCCCCGUCCACGCCUCUUGCCCCAACUCCCCCACCAGCCCCUCUCCACUUCAGACCAGCCUGAAGGUGUCACCCCGCGCCGCCUCCUCCCUGUCCAACUCCCCGCUGCUCACAGCUCCUCACAAACUGCAGGGCUCAGGGCCGCUUAUGCUGACCGAGGAGGAGCGCCGCACGCUGGUGGCCGAAGGCUACCCAGUUCCCACCAAACUGCCGCUCACCAAAGCAGAGGAGAAGGCGCUGAAGAAGAUCCGCAGGAAGAUCAAAAACAAGAUAUCAGCUCAGGAGAGUCGUAGGAAGAAGAAAGAGUACAUGGAUGCCUUGGAGAAGAAGCCGCUGACACUGCUGCUGUUUUGUGACCACAGGGUGGAGACAUGUUCCAAUGAAAACAACGAGCUGCGAAGGAAAGUGGAAACUCUGGAAUGCACAAACAAGUCUCUGCUGCAGCAGCUGCAGUCUCUGCAGGCGGUGGUGGCAGGAAAAGUCCACAGGUCCUGCAGGGUGGCUGGCACCCAGACAUCAUCGUGCUUAAUGGUGGUCGUGCUGUGCUUUGCUCUGUUUUUGGGGAGCUUUUACCCGAGCAGCUCGACGCCCUUCUCCAGCCUCACCGAAACAGGCGUGGCCUCCAAACAGAUGGCGGUCAGGGAGUCUUACACAGCCACAGUGAAGUCCAGAAAUCUGCUGUCCACCUUCGAGGACGAGCAGCCGCACCUGCUGGGCCUGGGCGGCGAAUACCCCGAGCAGUGGGAGGACGCUCCGGCCGUGGUGAUGGCGGCGUGGCGGCGCUCGGAGCAGCAGAAGCUGGCGGUGGAGCCCGGCGGGGGCGAGACACGCCCGCCGCCGUUCAGGAGCAAAAGCAACGAAACGCAGGCGCACAGCGAGCUGCUGCUGGACCUGCAGAGGUCUCUGGAGCAGAGAGCGAGUGAGAGCAGCAGGAAAGUGAUAGAGCUGGAGCGAUCGGUCAACGAGACCUCCUGAAGUGGGAAAGUCAACACCGCCCGAUGAGUUUCCCCCUCUAGAGCAUGUUCAGUGUCCCGGGAGCAAACCCCCAAGCGGCAGUCCCCGCUGCCGAUUGGUUAAGGUCAAACGUUUCGACGCCAUCUCUGCUCAAUCAGAUACACUGUAACGGUAGAAAUAAUAACCGAGAGGCACAGGUUGCCUUUUUAUUUCUGAAUUAAAGUUGCACUGAUAAGUUUAAUAAUGAGCUGGCUUGCGGUUUGCUUUACUUGACCCAGCUUUUGUUUAAGAGAGAAAAAAGAAAAUCGCAUAAAAAAUUGUGUGGCGUUUAUUCCAGAGGAAAUAUAAUAAUUAAAUAAAUAAAAUAUGACAUGUGAGGCUUUGUACAGGACACGGAUGAUGUACUUCUGUAUUUAUAGACUUUUUUUUCCUUUUUUUUUUUGUGGUUUCUUUUCAAUAUUUUUAUUUCAUUCCAGUAAUGCAUUCAUCCCAUUUUGAUACCAUAUUUUGUGUUUUUACUAUUUUAUUGUACUAUUUUAUAUAUAUGUAUUGUUCAUAUUUACUUUAUUAGCGUCAGAGUUUCAUGCAUUGAGGCAUUGUUUCUGCCUCUUUUGGAGAAUCUGAGAAGUCUCUUAAAAGGUCCUUUUAGAUGUUAACAAGUAUAUUGAUUGAUAAAUGGUCAUUUCCCUUCCAUUUUUCGGAUACUUAAAGGUUGACCUAUCGAUCCGUGGCCGCGUUGAUCCUGAAAAUACAAAGAAAUUUGUCGUAUUAUACAUUUGUCGACCUUUUUAGCUUCUCUUUGAGUAAUCUGUGGGCAAUGUAUUACCCUUAGUGCUCUGCUAAAGUAUUUAAUUUGUUCUUGGGUUAUAUUUGUGUACUAGACCACAAAAAAAAUGAGUGUGAGAUAAGAAGAUUACCACUGAGUGGGGCUGGCUGGUUCCCUCUGUUUCAAGUAUAUCAUGCCAAGCUAAGCAACGGAUUUGAUGCACAGACAUGGAGUUAAACAAGGACAACAGAGUCUUUCCCAAAUUUUUUGGGGAAAAAAGUGCAUCUUGAGUGGAAAUUUUAUCUUAAAUUCUCCAAUCAUUUUGCUUUUCUACCUUCCAAGAGUCUUCAUCGGCUGUUUGCCAUCUAUUGCCUGAAAUAUUUCUUCUCAUAAACGGUGAAAAUAGCCUCUUCUUUUUUUUUUUUCCAAUGAGAAGGCCUAAAUGUUUAUGGGACGUGUAGAUUUAGAACCAUUCCACAAUUUGUCUUCUCACUUUUUUUGGGUUCUGUGCUGUCGAUGAGUUAUGAACGCAUGAUGCCAGAGCUGCAGGAUGCGUUUAGUGUAACUGGAGAUCGCGAUGUCAAAGUCUUAACUUUGCUCUUUAAAGUGUGGCACAGAGGGUUGUUGUUUUUUUUUUUUGUUUUAAGUUCUGCCCUGUAAAUACAAGUUCAAACUGUCUCAGAAUAAAGCCACAGAACCGUUCCUGGUCAAAUGUGUGUCUGCAUGUGGCCUUAAAACCUUGGAGAUCAGCGGGUAUAUCGUAAUGUGGUGUAGCCUGGUCUUUGAACGUUGCAUUCAUCAGCACCGGGCCUGGAAAUGCUCUGCAGGAAGGACUGUUUGAAACACGGGAUCAUGUUGUGGUUCUUAUUUUUAUGUACAAGUAUCCUCCACUUUGCAACGCAAAUCUUGAAGCCAGUCAAAUAGAAUGUCUUUUUUAUUUGUUUUUUUUAAAUCAAAUUUGGAUUUCCUUACUUUGUGUACCUGUGUAAAAGCAGUCUGAGUUGGCUUCUUUCUUCUUGCCUUUGAAAUAAAUAAAGUAUUUUACUUAGUAAAAGCAUCAAUAUUGUGUGUCUGUGUGCUU